CUGCAGUGAUUGGUUUACCUCGCUUGUAAGCGGCGGGGAUCCGAGAUGAAAACCUCGUGUUCCUGCCUAGCAUAGCCAGUGCCAGCAGAGGUUCUUACCCAGCCUUAAGCUUAAAACUUGACUCGGGUCGAGUAAGGAGUUCGACGAAAGAACAGGUUACAGGGACAAAGAGAGACGUUGUCCAGGAACGCGGUGCAGUCGAAGUGCACAGCUCUGCGGCAAUUUGGUAGAGUAAUACCUGUGCUUCGAAUUCGACAUAGAAGGUCAGCGAAGCGCCCACUCGUAUUUCAAACGGUAUAUAUUUGCCUGGUACCCUUCGACCUUUGAUAAUUCCAGGCAGCGAGCCUACUGCUUCGUCCCUCGCCGUGACCAUCCCUCACCGACUUAUUGACAUUUUUCGAGUCCUGACGCGACAGCAUGGGGAAUAACGUGAGCCAGCAGGCAGAAAAGCGCAAAUCGAGACGUGCGCAAACCCUCACUCCGCCUCAAAAGCCCUCGCAACGGUUCUCGACUUCUACGUUGGCAGCGUCAGUGGGAUUGAGCAAGCGUCCGCAACAGCAAACUUCUUCGGUCGCAUCAUCGCCCCCACCGACCAUUGUUGCUGUGCCGGAGCCAGAGCCACAACUGGAACCAGAACAAGUCAGCAAGCCGCCCACGCCGCCGCCGCCACCCCCAGAAAAGGAAAGCAUACCGGAGUCUGUCAUUGAGAAUCAGGACUCUUACGCUCAGGGAGCAAUUAUGCCGCCUCAAUCUGCUACCGUUCCUUGUCAGUACCGCACUGGUCGCACGCUUGGAAGCGGCACAUAUGCUAUCGUGAAGGAGGCCAUACACAUCAAGACAGGCAAAUACUAUGCUUGCAAAGUCAUUAACAAGAAACUCAUGGAAGGGAGGGAGCACAUGGUCCGCAAUGAGAUCGCUGUAUUGAAGAGGAUAUCGAGUGGUCACCCGAAUAUUGUGACACUGCAUGACUACUUCGAGACAUCACACAACCUCUACCUUUGCUUCGAUCUUUGCACUGGUGGCGAACUCUUCGAUAGCAUAUGUGCUAGGGGACAAUACACUGAGGCUGACGCGGCUGGGCUCGUCCGCACCAUAUUUCAGGCAGUUAAAUAUAUCCAUGAGUGUGGGAUCGUGCAUCGUGACCUCAAGCCGGAGAACUUACUCUUCCGGUCGAAGCCUGAGAAGACUUCGGAAAUCAUGAUAGCAGACUUCGGUCUUAGUCGAGUCAUGGCGGAGAACAAGUUGAGCAUGUUGACGGAAGUUUGUGGCACACCUGGGUACAUGGCGCCCGAGAUCUUCAAAAAGACGGGUCAUGGAAAACCUGUCGACGUCUGGGCCAUGGGCGUAAUCACGUAUUUCCUGCUUGCUGGUUACACCCCUUUCGAUCGUGACACUCAACGACAAGAGAUGGAAGCCAUCAUCGCCGGAGAUUAUAAGUUUGAGCCUGAUGAGUAUUGGUCCCUUGUCUCUGACACUGCGCGGACGUUUGUUGCUACUUGCUUGACUGUCGAUCCCGACGAACGUCCGACUGCAGCACAGAUGCUUGAGCACGAGUGGCUCACAUCUGAGGUACCUCACUUCGUCGAGAACGAGACGGGUGAGCCAAGAGACUUGUUGCCACAUGUCAGGAAGGCGUUCGAUGCAAAGAGGACAUUCCGAAAAGCCGUGCUGGGUAUGAUGGCGAUGAGGCGCAUGACAUCGCUCGUCAAUCACCUGUCACCAGAGGCGCAGAAGCUGAACGAUGAUUUGUACCAUUUCAAGCAAGAGUCUGAAAAGGAAAUGCUCGAGGAUAUAAAUGUCGUUCACCAUCACAACGCCGACGAAGAACGAUCGCUCAAGUCUCAGGACGAUAUAUCUAUUGCAAAGGGUCCAAAUGGGAAGGCGGCGGAGGGUAUCGAUGUUAGUGAGAAGCUCGCUGCUGUGAGCCUGGCUGCGAAGUCAGGUGACAACCCUAAGAGCAUUUGACCACGAACGCUAGCCUUGAUAUUGACUACAAGGAUGGAAUUACUAUGUUGAUAUACGUAGAGUUAAGACGAUGCACGCUCCUUCGUUGAUCUCUCUAUCAUGUACUUGUUAUUGAUACCUGACAUCGCACACAUUAAUCACUAUUUUUUCUGGAAAUACU
Molecule: messenger RNA, 2125 nt
Organism: Suillus fuscotomentosus
Lineage: Eukaryota; Fungi; Basidiomycota; Agaricomycetes; Boletales; Suillaceae
Product: kinase-like domain-containing protein
Exons: 11
Coding region: 418-1965 (515 amino acids)
Biological process (GO): cellular response to oxidative stress; protein phosphorylation
Molecular function (GO): calmodulin binding; ATP binding; calcium/calmodulin-dependent protein kinase activity
Source: RefSeq, a predicted model, not a curated record